AUGGCUGCACAACAACAAGAACUAGAUGAGAAGAACCCAUUCUAUGAGUUAGUAGUCAUUUGUAGUACUUCUGGUCAAUUUGACCAAACCGUAAAUUCGUUCAAAGAUAUUAUAAAAAAGUCUAAGUUAGUAUGUAUAAAAGAUACUGAGUUGUUAGAUUGGAUAAAGAAGUACCAAAGAAGAGUUUUGAAGUACAAUGCUAUAAAUGAGUAUGUCAAUUCUAAGUUUAAAGACCCAAAUGAGGAAAUGCAGAGAAUAUUAGAGAAGAAACACUUCAGAAACAAACAGAAAGAGAUUGAGUACAUUUCGAAGAAAUUGCAAUCUUACGAUUGGAAGACUUACCCUCACAGAUGUCUUCUUAUCUUAGAUGACUUUGCUUCUCAUCCUUUGUUAAAGAACAGAGAACAAGACAUGUGUCGAAUUCUCAAGAAGCUCAGACACUUUAACAUCUCUGUUGUCAUUUGUGUACAGACAGCCAAGAGUUUAAGUAAGGAUGUAAAGAGAAUACUUACUGACAUUGUACUCUUCCCCGGAUUGUCCGAAGACGAUUUCAUGGAACUUAUGAAAGAGUCCAUGGCAGGUAAGUUUGACAGACAUGAACUAUGGGAGAAGUACAAAGUCAUACAAGACCCUCAUACUUCUUUCAGAAUUCAUAUCUACGCGAACAAAGUUCAAAUUGUAAAAAGUCAAGCUUGA
This is a messenger RNA of Trichomonas vaginalis G3, 696 nucleotides long. Its product is annotated as protein of unknown function, DUF4106 family. Lineage: Eukaryota; Parabasalia; Trichomonadida; Trichomonadidae. The transcript has a single exon. The record is from RefSeq and is a predicted model, not a curated record. Bases 1 to 696 code for a protein of 231 amino acids.